Entrophospora sp. SA101 is the source of this 1584-nucleotide messenger RNA. The record is from the annotation of a GenBank genome assembly. Lineage: Eukaryota; Fungi; Glomeromycota; Glomeromycetes; Entrophosporales; Entrophosporaceae.
AUGCAAGUAGCUCACGAUCUCUCUGAAUUUCAAGACGGACAGGAACGUAUUCUAGUUCUUAAAGACUCCAGUAUUCUUGAAAACGAAGAGUUUAAUUUCGGUGCAAGUUUUCAAAAAAAUAAACUUUUACCACAGUACGAUGAAGUAAUUGAGGGUGAAAAGCAAGCUGGGUUUGUUAUAGAUAAUGAUGGAAUGGUUAAUAUUAGCGAAGAGCAACGAAGAAGUGAAGUAUCAGAAAAAUUAAAAUUAAAACCAAUAUCUUUAGACUAUGAUAAAAUGAAAGAGAUUAAAGAUUAUUAUACAAAAGAAGAAGCCGAAAUAACUUUUAAUAAACCAAAGAAUUUUGACGAUGUAAGCUUUGUCGAUGACGAUGAUCUGCAACAAGCCUUAGCUAGAGCGAGAAAAAUGGCAUCAAAAAAAGUUUCAAAGACCAGCGUAGAAGAAAUAGUCAGAACUCUGACACAAUAUAGAGAAACACUAAAUGAUGAUAUAAAUGACGAGAUACCUGGUAAAGGACUUGUGAUUUCUGAUACUUCGGAGUUUGUGAGGUCUCUCACCGUCACACAAGCUUUACCCAAACCUGUACCUGAUGCUGAAUCAAUUACACCUGUUCCAAAAGUGACUGAACAAGUUAAUGAAGAGGUAAAAGAAGAGGAGGAGGAGGGGCAGGAAGAAACAAUGCAAGAUAUUGAAAUGCAAGAUUCUGUUGAACAAGAUAAAAACCAUGGUUGGAAAGUUGCAGCUGAUGCUGGUGGUCACGAUAUGCCAAAAAUCCAAGAGGAAAUUCAACUGACUGGUAUAGUCGAGGAAGAACCAUUAGUAAGUAGUGGUAUGGCAGCAACAUUAGCUCUUUUACAACAAAAAGGUUUGUCUAUUAAGCCUUCACUAGAACUACUUGAAAAAGAGAGAAUACAAAAAGAAAGACAAAAAUGGCUUGCUGAACAAAAAAAGAAAGAUCUUGAAAGACAGACCGAACGUGAACGUGAAAAACAGAAGUCCAAAGAAAAAGGACAUCGGGGCGGCGGUGGUAGGGAUACUGAGAGUAGUUAUCGUGAUAGAGAACACUUGAGAGAAGUAGAAACAAGAUUUAAGGAUUAUAAGCCAGAUAUCAAUUUAGAAUAUGUUGACGAGUUUGGUAAUCAACUGACACAAAAAGAGGCAUUCCGACAAUUAUCUCAUAAGUUCCAUGGUAAAACAUCCGGAAAAGCCAAAACAGAAAAACGUCUCAAAAAACUCGAGGAAGAAAGAAAAUUAAAAGCUAUGAGCAGUAUAGAUACCCCAUUAAAUAUGGCAACUGCAUUACAAGAACGACAAAAAGCAAGCGGAAGCGCACAUGUUGUUUUAUCAGUUGGCAAUCGAGCUGUCGCACCUCCAAGCAUGUUAUCAAAAAACGAAAGAACUGGAAGUUCUUCUAAAUCAAAUGGAACAUCAUCAACCAUUGCUAGACCUAGUAUAAUCACAGUGAAUGGUGGAUUAACUGGUCAGAGUAUGAAUGCUCCUGAAAGAGAAAAGGUAACAUUUGGAUUAAAACGUAAAGCUGAUGCGGAACCAGAGAAACCAACAAAAAAAACCAAGGAGCAAUAA